Triplophysa dalaica is the source of this 1580-nucleotide messenger RNA. RefSeq names its product SFT2 domain containing 2b (gene sft2d2b). Lineage: Eukaryota; Metazoa; Chordata; Actinopteri; Cypriniformes; Nemacheilidae. The transcript has 8 exons. The record is from RefSeq and is a predicted model, not a curated record. Bases 187 to 672 code for a protein of 161 amino acids. Gene Ontology annotation, biological process: vesicle-mediated transport. Gene Ontology annotation, cellular component: membrane.
ACGUCACUGGACUGUUGCCCUGGCUACACACGGAAGUUACCUCAUGCACCUGUUACACUUUCGAUCGGAAAAAGACAACAAAUUAACACAUUUUCACUGUACAACGAAACCUCGUGACACCUCGUUUUUACCUUGAGAUAUUUCUUUUAUGUUGAGUUUUUAAAUACCUCGCCAUUUUAGCCAUUAAUGGACAAAUUAAAGAAAGUUUUGAGUGGACAAGAUGGCAACGACGAUCUGAACGUACUCGAGGGAGCGAAUGAAGCGUCGACGCUGGGAUGGGGCACGCGCGCGAAGGGGUUCGUCGCGUGCUUUGUGGCGGGCGUCCUGUGUUCAUUAUUGGGGACGUGUCUGCUUUGGGUUCCUAAAAGUGGACUGACGCUUUUUGCGGUCUUCUACAGUCUGGGUAACAUUGCUACACUUUUAAGCACAAUGUUCUUAAUGGGUCCAUUAAAGCAAGUGAAGAGAAUGUGUGACAAGACCAGAGCUCUGGCAACUGCCAUAAUGAUUACAUCCUUGAUUCUGACCCUCUGUGCUGCAUUUUGGUGGAAGAACAAAGGUCUUGCUCUGCUGUUCUGUAUCCUACAAUUUUUGGCUUUUACAUGGUAUAGCUUGUCCUACAUUCCAUUCGCAAGGGAUGGAAUUAUUAAGUUGUUUUCAGUGUGCUUGAAGUGAGAUGCUCUGCGUUUGGCCUUCUCUGUAUCCAUCUGUGCCGCUUCGGCUCCAACACUGCAUUUAAUGCAGCUCACGUACUCUCGAACCUGGCUGGCACAUACUGCACGUGCUGCCCUGCCUCUCCAUCAGCACACCAACACUCUCAAUCUGUGUGAACCAACACACUCACAAACAAACACCUGUGCCUUACUCUCCUGUAGAAAACUAUGAAGGACGGGACAUUAGGUAAUGGUGGAGGUUAGAUCUUUGCCCCGUAGCUAUAGACACACAGUUAUGCAAAUUGUGUACUGCUGUAUAAUUGUGUGUUGACUCCUUGUGCCUUUCUUUCUAGCUUCAUCCAGAGAUCUCUUGAGAUUGGGGGUUUAGCAGUGAAAUAUAAUGAUUAUUUAUUUACUCAAUGUUUAGUAUAUAAUUGUGGUCCAUUUGUAUUUUAGUUUUAAAUUAGUAUUCUUAAAUUUAGUGAGAAAUUACAUUUAGCCGAUGCUUUUAUCCAAAGCGAUUUACGAAUGAGGUAAACAAGCAAUUGGAACAACACAAGGACAACAAAAGUACCUAUUACACAACCAUUUCUGUUAUCCUGAUACUUGUGUAAUGCUUCUGGCUGAUAUGUCAAGUCUGAUAUGAAAAGCUCAAUAGGGUGCGGUAGUAUAUUUCAAAGGUUAUUUUUUAUUCCUAAAGCUUUCAGAUACUUUUGUGUUAACUGUUUAAAUCCAUGUUGCUUUAUUUUAUAUCAUCUUAAAUCCUGAUAUUUUCAAAAAUAAUGAAUGCAUGGUCAAACAUUUCCAUAUUAACUGGAUUGAAUUCUCUCAGUGAUUUUACUAAAGAGACUUACAUACUGUUAUGAAGAUGGAUAUAUUAUAUACGAUGUAUAUGGCAAUCAUAUAAUAAACUAGUUUUACUAUUUAAAA